AUGGUGGAUAAGAAAGCGCAAGCAGCUAAAUGUGUUAGCAUUGUUGCCCCUAGAGUUCGACUAAAGUUAAAUGAUUUUAGACAAGCUAUCAGAAAUUGGAGGCCUAUCGAGGCCAAAAAAGAUGCAUACGAGGUGCAACAUACUCAUAACAGCAACAUAUCAUAUGCAGUUCGAUUAGAUAAGAAGAAUUGUGCAUGUAGAUAUUGGGAUUUGUAUGGGAUCCCAUGUGAGCAUGCAACAACUGCAUUAUGUGCUAAGAAUGAAACCCCUGAGAAUUAUGUAUCUUGUUGGUACAAUAAGGACACAUACGAAGCUGCAUAUUCAUUUUCUUUAGAGCCCAUUAAUGGACAAGCACUAUGGGAGAAAAUUGAUGAAGGUCCAAUCUCACCAAGUGACCCCCGAGUGAAACAUGGGAGACCCGCAAAUAAGAGAAAUAAGGCAUAUGGAGAAGGUAAACGGAAAACACAUUUGUGUAGGGUUGUUAAAAGUGGUAAACAAUUGUGCUCUAGUUGCAAAGAACCUGGCCAUAAAAUUACAACAUGCCCAUAA
Chenopodium quinoa (quinoa) is the source of this 549-nucleotide messenger RNA. RefSeq lists its product as uncharacterized. The record is from RefSeq and is a predicted model, not a curated record. NCBI's taxonomy places the organism in Eukaryota, Viridiplantae, Streptophyta, Magnoliopsida, Caryophyllales, Amaranthaceae. The coding region runs from base 1 to 549 and encodes 182 amino acids. Gene Ontology annotation, molecular function: zinc ion binding. The transcript has a single exon.